AUAGAAGGAAAGGAAAACUAAGAGAAUAACAAUAGAUUGGUGUUUGAUACUCAAAGUUAAGCAAAUAACGUAAAGUUCAACCAAUAGACAUGCAGCCGAUUUGUCGCGUUUGCAUGACCAGCUCGGGAGUCUUGAUAGAUAUAUUCACAAAAAUGAGAGAAACAUUUCCUACUCUGGAGUUCAUGAUAAAUGAGUGCGUAGAAGUGAAAGUAACGCGCCAUGAUAAUUUCCCGAAACAAAUAUGCAAAAUUUGCUUGUCGGAUGUGCAGGCCGCAUUUAGAUUUAAGCGCAACUACGAGCUGACUCUUAGGCAAUUCAAUAAAAAACUGGAUUUAAAAGAGAGCAAAAAAGAAGACAUCUACAUAGUUCUCUCUGAUAAUGAAAACAAUACUGAAGAUGUGAGCACGUGUAAUCCGAAAACAACAACCACAAUCAAAAGACCGAAAAAGAAAGAGAGCGAACGCGCGAGCGAGGAGUACCUGAGUGAAGAGAGUCAAAACGAAGAGAGUCAGUGCAAGGCAUCCCCGGAUUUGAAAGAGAGUUCCGACGAGAGCAUAAAUUCGAAUAGUGACAAAGAAUAUGAACCAAGAGAUCUGUCAGUAAGCGAGAGUCCAUCUGUUGAGGAAGAUGCACCUAAGCGAACAAACAAAAUAACUUCAAAGACGCUGACAACAAAACAAGAGAACGUUUAUAUUUGCAAAACUUGCGAUAAGGUCUACAAGAGGAAGUCAGAUUUGAGCCGUCACAUGAAUUUUCACUUCGGUGCUUGUAAAACGGUGCCAAUAAAACGUAUUUUCAAGUGCGAUUAUUGUGACCAAUUUUAUAGGUGGAAGGCGAAUCUUAAAAGACACGUAAAGAGAAUACACGCCUAAAAAAUAAACACACACACGCAU
Messenger RNA from Drosophila innubila, 893 nucleotides. RefSeq lists its product as uncharacterized. Gene Ontology annotation, cellular component: nucleus. Gene Ontology annotation, biological process: regulation of gene expression. Lineage: Eukaryota; Metazoa; Arthropoda; Insecta; Diptera; Drosophilidae. The record is from RefSeq and is a predicted model, not a curated record. Gene Ontology annotation, molecular function: zinc ion binding. Bases 90 to 872 code for a protein of 260 amino acids. The transcript has a single exon.